Staurois parvus is the source of this 314-nucleotide messenger RNA. The record is from the annotation of a GenBank genome assembly. Lineage: Eukaryota; Metazoa; Chordata; Amphibia; Anura; Ranidae.
UGCUGAAGGUGAACAGUACAAGCUAGGCCUCACUUAGCAAUGCUUCAUGAGGCAAAUAUAUAGCCUACAUCUAUAAAAAGGACAUUAUUUGGUAAAAACUGCAAAGUUUGUGUUUAUCUACAGCAGGGGCGGACUGACAACUCAUGAGGCCCCCGGCAAUAGGGGAUUAUGGGGCCCCUGUGCCCUCACCCACACUCAAACCACAUCCAAAAAAGCCUAUGAAAUGUAAUAGGGGCAUCUCAUGGGGCCCUCUACUGACCCCGGGCCCUCAGGCAGUGCCCAAGUGCCCAAAUGGUCAGUAUGCCCCUGAUCUA